Clupea harengus (Atlantic herring) is the source of this 1451-nucleotide messenger RNA. RefSeq names its product actin related protein 2/3 complex inhibitor (gene arpin). Lineage: Eukaryota; Metazoa; Chordata; Actinopteri; Clupeiformes; Clupeidae. The record is from RefSeq and is a predicted model, not a curated record. Gene Ontology annotation, biological process: negative regulation of actin nucleation.
UGGAUGAAUGGUAUUUCCUUGGUGACGUAGAAAACCAGGAAGUAGCUGGAAAGUUUUGCUAGCUGCCUAAAUAAUCUAAACAAUGAGUCGGAUAUAUCACAACACAGCACUUGGAAACAAACCUGUGCACAAUGAAAAAAUUGGACAUGUGUGGAAUCCUUCCUCUUUUCAAAGUGGUUCAGGUGUUAUACUGGAGGGACAACUCAUUGAUGUAUCACGCCACGUAAUCACAGACGUACAAAGUAAAAAGGAGCGGUUUAAUGUUUUAUACAUCAAACCUAGUCGAAUCCACAGAAGAAAGUUUGAUGCAAAAGGAGAUGAGAUUGAGCCCAAUUUCAGUGAUACCAAGAAGGUGAACACAGGCUACCUCAUGUCUUCUUACAAGGUGGAAGCCAAAGGAGAAACUGACCGCCUGUCUGAGGAGCAUCUGAGGGACAUUGUCAACAAACCAGAGCUGAUGAGAAUCACUGAAAAACAUUGUCCCAGUCUGGCCUAUGCAUUCUGGAUACCCGAGGCAGAGGCUGAGAAAACUGAACUGGAGAUGGGUCAGACGAUCCGUCUGAAAACCAAAGGAGACGGUCCGUUUAUCUUUUCUUUUGCCAAGAUAGAUGGCGGCACCGUCACCAAGUGCAAUUUUGCUGGAGACGAGGAGGCUGGGGCCUCAUGGACGGAUAAAAUCAUGGCCAGCAAAGCAAGUGGAGAGGGUGCGGCGAAGCCCGAGGAACAGGGAGAGGGGGCGGACGACGAGGAGUGGGAGGACUGAGAAGGACAAACAUGCUGAGAAGUCACAUGACAACAGCAAAAAGGAAAUGGAGCUGAAAUACUGAAGCGACAUUGUUAUGUUACCUGAAAACAUUUUAUGAGAUAAAAGUAUGCCAGUGUUUUGCUAUUCAUGCAUUUUUUUCCAAUUGCCUGUACGUUAUCAGGAGCAAAAUAAUUUGAAACACAGUUAGCAAGUACAACUGUUAAAACAGCUCCUUGAUAAUGUACUAUUCAGAAAUUUAACAAAUCAGGAUUUACAGAAGUCCAUGUAUGCAGGGCACAGUAAGAAUAUAAAUGUAGAUACAUAUAUGGUAGUACAGCAACUCUUUGGCCUCAAGCAAAAAACUGUUAACAGAAGACUGUGAAGUGCCAAGUGCUAUCAGACUUGCUGAUGUCCUUUUGAAUACAAAUCUUCUCAUUCAGUGGCACCAUCACAGUUUUUGAAGUAUGCAUAGCUUCUCAGUGGCACCAUCACAGGUUUUGAAGUAUGCAUAGCUUCUCAGUGGCUUAGGGUGCAGACAAUUUUUACAAUAUAGGAUUAUGAUUAUAUGGUUAAACUGCUGUAUGGUUUAACCACAUUCAUCCUAUUAUGCUUUGUAGUAUAAUCUUGGUUAAAUAUGUAGUUUUUAUACAAAUCUUGAUAAACAAUGAUGUGAUUUUGAAGGUAGAUAAAACAGCAUUGCACAAUA